Molecule: messenger RNA, 251 nt
Organism: Marchantia polymorpha subsp. ruderalis
Lineage: Eukaryota; Viridiplantae; Streptophyta; Marchantiopsida; Marchantiales; Marchantiaceae
Source: the annotation of a GenBank genome assembly
AAUUUUGGACCUAUUGAAAGUGGAAUUUGUGCAUGUGGAAAACAUCAAGGUAUUGAAAAGAAAAAAGAAAAUAUACGAUUUUGUGAACAAUUAGAAGUUGAAUUUAUGGAUUCUCAAAUUCGAAGAUAUCGAAUGGUAUAUAUUAAAUUAGCAUGGUCUGUAACUCAUGUUUGGUAUUUAAAACAUUUACCUAGUUAUGUUGCAAAUCUUUUGGCUAAACCUCUUAAAGAGCUUUAAAGUCUAGUUUACUG